AAUAAAUUUAUCUACCAAAAUAAAUUGCAUGUAUACGUAUACAUAUAUCAAAAGAAACCGAUAAUAUAUCGAAAUGUCAUUAAAAAUAAUCCGUUAUGCCGCGGCAGAGCGGCAGAACGGCAGAGCGACAGAGAGAACGGCAAGAAUUUUGAAAUGCUCCCUUAGGAAAAUGUUCCCUUUAUCUGGGUUAGCCCCAGCCCAAGAAAUAUACUUUUUUUAAGUGAAAUGGAAGAUGUUCACAUCUCUCAACCUACAUGUCAGAUUUUCUUCAAUUGGUUCACCUAAUACUAGUAAUAAAUAAUGCAAGUAUUAAAGUUUCUUUAUAUAAAGUUUGGGAAAUCUCUAUAAAGAUCAGCUGUUUCUUAACUAUUUUCCAAAAGUCAAUAAUAUACUAUAAAUAAUCCUUUUUCGGAUGAGCCAGCUUUGUGCGAUGUUUCGAUGUCCUGCCUCAGAUUUCGAAAUAUUCUUAUAAAUAUCAAAUAUGAAUUGUUAUACGACUCGAUACGUGCUGCAGAAACUAGCACAAAUAAAAUAAAUGAGGUUGUAAAAAUAGUAGCAGAGGCUUCGUGGAAUUAUUCAGCCAUGAAAUAUGAGUUAGAUUCUUACACUGUGUAACCAAAACGUGAACAUGUGGUUACGAGUUUACCGGUAAAAAACGAAUUAUGCCAUCUUGCAUAUGAAAAAAGAUUAAGAAAAGAGUUCCAGUUUCGUUCUUCUGAAUAGAAGCCACAGUCAGUUCUCAAAAUUUAUAAGAAGUAGAAUUGUCACAUACAGAUAUUCAGCAUACAGAUAUAACGUAUACAAGCUUAUGUUAUAUCAUCGACGCCGCUACAGCUGUAACUGUUUAUUUUGUUGUUUCAAUUAAAGAUAAUACUAAAAAUCUCAUUGAAUCAAACACUGAGCACUGAUUAAUUGUGCUCGAAAAUGUUUUCUAAAUGAUUACCAUGAGAGCGGACAGUAACUUUAAAUAAUCAACCAUUCGAAAAGGAAGUCGGUUGAAUAUAAAAAGUUAUUGUUUACUUUUACUUCGAUAAACGUGACUAAUCCUUUGGAUUCUAGAUGUAAGGACACAAAUUUCAACUUUUUGUACGACGUAACCGGUGACCUUUAUGCAAACGACCUAUAAGCUGCUCCUUCGAACACGAGAGAUAUAUACUCUGCGAAAAUACUAGGUAGUCAUAAAAAGAAAAGAAAACUCUUGCUUUCAUAUAAAGUACACUAGUGGCUCAAUUUAAAAUUCUCAAAAGAAAAUAGAACUUUUUUCCCGUUCAACGUUUAUAUACACAUAACUUAAUCUCAUUAAAUGACUUAUCCUUGAGAUUAAUACAUUCUGUUGACCAAUCAAGGACAGAACAUAGAACCGAAUUAAUAUACAGUUCAUAAACUAAUUUAACUAUCCUUCUAAUGAGCUUAUCAAUGAAAGGUAUAAAAAUGGCACACAAUCCUCAUCUAAAUCACACUACAACCUCAAUUAUUAUUCAACUCAUUCUUCAUCUUCUACAAUGGACCAAAAGAAGAAGCAAUUAUCGUUCAUACCAAAGUUCUUAUCAAAAUUAUUCGUUAAGAAAUCAAAGAUCGCAUGUCAUUGUAACACAGUAGCAGAACAAGUCUUGGUAAGUUACACACAAUACUUUGUCGAUGGAAGCUAGAGAGUUAAAAGGAUUAGAACAGAAGAAAAGAUUGCUCGAAAAAGUGGCAGACAGAAGUUUCUUUAUAUGUCCACUUUAUUUUGUGCUUGCCGUUUAGAACAAUCGGAUCGUAUGUACAAGAGUGUAUUAUUUUUUCUACUUUUAAGAAAUAACUAAAUUUCGUCAUUUGAACUUUCUGUUUGUUUUCUUUAGAAACCAUCAGUUGAAGAGAUUUCAUUUCCUACAUUUCAACUAAUAUUUCCUCAAACAUCCGGCACUGAACGUCUUCCUCGUUUAUCAAAAAUUCUCUAUUCAAAAGUUGAUGCUGAACAUGGUGUAUCGUAUAUCAGUGAAAUCGCAGAUAGUGAUUACUCAAGCUUCUUGUCGUCGUCAAAUAUGUUUGAAAGUGAUUAUAAUUUAUCGUUACUUAAUGUUAGUCAAGACAAUUUUGAAUCACAUGUUCGAGUCCGAAAAGAGCUGAAAGAUCCAAAAUUUCAUUCGACUCGAAUUCAUCGCUCACAUUCGUGUAAUGAUCGGCCGGCCACGAAACACUGA
Didymodactylos carnosus is the source of this 2183-nucleotide messenger RNA. NCBI's taxonomy places the organism in Eukaryota, Metazoa, Rotifera, Eurotatoria, Philodinida, Philodinidae. The record is from the annotation of a GenBank genome assembly.